Molecule: messenger RNA, 1014 nt
Organism: Symbiodinium sp. CCMP2592
Lineage: Eukaryota; Dinophyceae; Suessiales; Symbiodiniaceae
Source: the annotation of a GenBank genome assembly
AUGGGGGAGUGCCUCGUGAAGACUUUGGCCCAAACGCAGCAACAGCCCCGUGGGGGAGAUGCACCCAGACUGCCACCCCCCGCCCCACCAUGGGGGGAGCUUUACCAUCUCCAACGGACCCUGGACAUCCUGCAGCGCCUUUUGCUUGAGCACGGCCUUCGGAUCAACCCCAAGAAAACCACGAGCAUCUGCAGCACAGAUGAUCCCGGAAGAUUCCACAUUGAUGGGGAAUGGGUCACACCGCAAUCGGGGGAUGCGGCACUCACGGUGCUAGGGUCACCAGUCAGCUUCCAGGGGGGACCACCGCAACUUGCAGCCGAAAUGGGGACGAGAGCAAGGAAGGCCUGGGGGAAGAACGAAGCACUACUCACAGCCAAAACCAAGCUGAAGCAGCGCUUGCAACUUCACAACAUAUACUUGUGCGCCAGAGUGCACUCUGGGCGGCUGAAACAUGGCCAGUACAGGACACGCUCCUGCGCGCAGCCAACGUACAACAACUGCAGCACGUGCGCAGUAUGGUGGGGGGGGGCGCGUGCACCGGGGGAGGCGUGGGCGGAUUGGAAUAAGAGAACCCUCCGCGUGGCCAGAGUCCACCUGUACAAGCACAAAGUUGAGAGGUGGUCCACCUACAUACUGCGUAUGAUUUGGGGAGUUUGGGGGCAUGUUGCACGUGCACAAGACGUUACGUUCGAAAUGCUGAUGUGGAGGGGGAUGGAAUGGUGGUGGCAGCAGCAAGCCCUGCCCGACACAAUCGGGGCGAGACACGCGAGCAGGUUCAACAGCAGCCUCGACACGGAACGGCACAUAGCAGCCAUUGCGGGAGCCAGGUGGGGGGAGGUUGCCCGAGACCGCCUCGCGUGGGAGGCCUUGGAGGAGCGAUUCGUUGAGGCACAUGACCCACCCUGGUGCUCAGGGAAACAAGCACAACUGCAGAACCUGGCACAGACAAGACAGGCCAAAGCAAUCAAAGAGUGGAGGCAGGCAAGAAGGGCAGGCAACAGACUGCUCAACUAG